Messenger RNA from Chenopodium quinoa (quinoa), 1299 nucleotides. RefSeq names its product basic 7S globulin-like. The transcript has a single exon. Lineage: Eukaryota; Viridiplantae; Streptophyta; Magnoliopsida; Caryophyllales; Amaranthaceae. Bases 1 to 1299 code for a protein of 432 amino acids. Gene Ontology annotation, biological process: proteolysis. The record is from RefSeq and is a predicted model, not a curated record. Gene Ontology annotation, molecular function: aspartic-type endopeptidase activity.
AUGGCUUCAACACCCUUUUUGCUCUGUUUCCUUCUUCUCAUUAUCUCUGCUUUCUCCUUUCAUUUCUCCAAUGCUACCUUUGUGCUUCCUAUUGUCAAGGACAACACCAAGUCCCAAUACUACACCUCUUUUCUAGUAGGAACACGCCCAUCUACUCGUGUGUAUCUGGUCAUUGAUAUCGGUAAUCGAUGGUCCUGGUUCGCUUGUGACCUCUAUGGCUACAACAGUAAUUCCACAACCUACCAUGAAGUACCCUGCAACUCACCCAAGUGUGCGCACUAUGAGCCAACAGGGACUUUUUGUUCCGGUGACACUUGCGGUGUUUACGCAUACACCCCAUGGGGUGACAGCCUCUAUGCUGGCGGUCUCGUUGAGGAUGUAUCGAGCUUGUACAAGCAAGCCCAACCAAACUCCCUAGCUCAACUCUCUAAAGCUAGCUUACCUACUUUUCCUUUUAGUUGCGCUGACAAAGGCCCUUUGAAGGGCUUAUCACCUCAUACCAAAGGGGUGGUUACCCUUGCAAAGGUACCUUUUGCCUUGCAUUCCCAAAUCUCCUCAACUUUCAAGGUUCCUCGUAAGUUUGCUCUUUGUCUUCCCUCUUCCACUUCUUCGGGUUAUAAUGGCGCUGUCUACUUCGGAGGAAGCCCUAGUUAUAUGUCAAAAUCACUUAUAACCACCCCACUUAUAAUCAAUCCUAACAGCACUGCGCCAAUAAGAUCAGAUGGAGAAACUUCAGUAGAAUACUUCAUCAAGGUAAGGUCUAUCAAAAUCGACGGAACCCCAAUACGCUUUAGAUCCUCGUUGUUGUCCUUCGACAUCAAGGAAGCAGUUGGGGGGACUAAGAUUAGCACUAUGGACCCUUACACUGUACUACACAGUGAAAUAUACAAGGCUCUUAUCAACGUAUUUGUAACAAAAGCAACCGCCAUGAAGAUGACUAGGGUUGCUCCAGUAGCUCCUUUCGGGGCAUGUUUUAGUACAAAAUCAGUGGUUAACAACGCUAAAACUGGUCCAUCAGUACCAAUUAUUGACAUAAUAAUGGAUGGUAAAAGUCCCUUGUUGCACAACAAGAAUGCGAGGUGGAGGAUCUACGGCGCGAAUUCGAUGGUGAAGGUUUCAGAGAAUGUAAUGUGCUUAGGAUUUGUAGAUGGAGGUUCAAGCCCAACCACAUCAAUAGUAAUAGGUGGGAAGCAAAUGGAGGAUAAUUUGGUGGAAAUAGACCUUGAAACUAAUAAGCUUGGAGUCACUUCGUCUCUUCUUCGCAUGGGUACAAGUUGCUCCAAAUUUAAGGGAAUUUAA